AUGGGCAGACUCCCUGGCGCCUUUUGGGGAGCCUCAUAUUUGCUGGCUACCAUUGGGUCCGUCUGUGGAACCCCGGCUCCUGGCACGGUCGGCUUCAACUUCGAACGACGUCGUAUGAACGCGCAAGACGUGCCUCACCUCUCUCGACGGCAAUCCAACACCAUUGCCGCUGGCUUGACAAAUGAAAUUCUCCUCUACUUCAUCAACGUAACCGUGGGUACGCCUGGUCAACCAUUCUCUCUUCAGCUCGAUACCGGCUCUUCAGACAUCUGGUUCCCAGCCGUCAAUGCAGAUAUCUGCGAGCAAGACAUUCAAAACUGUCCCUUCGGUACCUAUGAUUUUAGCCAGUCCUCUACUUACGCCGAUCCUGGCCUCCCCGCAUUCCAGAUCCAAUAUGUCGAUGGCUCUCAAGUACAAGGGGCCUACAUUUCUGACGUUCUCAACAUUGGCCAGACGAAACUCUCAAACACGACCAUGGCUGCUGCCCUGACGGCCAACACUCGAGGCAUUGGUAUAAUGGGCAUCGGUUUCGAAUCAGGAGAAGCCGCGGCUGUUCUCAAUGGGUUCACAUAUCCCAACGUUAUCAACGUGAUGAAAAAUGAGGGCUUCAUAAACACAUUGGCAUAUUCAUUGUGGCUGGACGACCUGGAGUCCAACACGGGUUCUAUUCUUUUCGGCGGGGUGGACACGGACAAAUACCAUGGCGACCUGGUAUCACUCCCGAUUCAACUAGAUUCGCAAACCGGGACCAUCAGUUCCAUGACUGUCGCCUGGACUGGUCUGACCGUCCGCGGUGGUGGCCAAACUUCUGACAUGUCUCCCAGCACGCCUCAGCCAGCGAUCCUUGAUUCGGGCACCACCAAUACUUUGCUCCCCGACGACAUUGCGAAUGGUAUUUUCAACGGCGUGGGAGUCUUGACUGAUCCAUCGUUCGGCAAUGUUGUCCCUUGUUCACUGGCCGACGACGACCUCACCUUCUCCUUCCAAUUCGGUGGCCAAGAUGGCCCCAUUGUCAAUGUCAGUCUGUCCGAGUUCGUCACUCCUCUCUUGACCACCGACGGAUCUCAGCCUGAAUUCCGAGAUGGAGAGUUGGCCUGUACAUUUGCGAUUGAAGCUGCAGGAGAGAACCCUAUUCUUUUCGGCGACUCUUUCCUUCGCAGCGCGUACGUCGUCUACGACCUAGAGAGCGAGGAAAUUGGCCUCGCCCAGACAAACUUCGACUCGAGCAGAUCCAACGUCCAAGCUUUCCAAGUCAGUAGCGGAAUUCCCAACGCGGUCUCUACCGCCAGUGCAGCCAGUGUUGCUCAGACGUUCACCGGAAACCCUCGUGUCACCGAAGCCACUGCCACCGUGACGGGAGAAAUUGGGGGCGGCACCAGCAGAUCGGCGACAUUCAAUCUCACCCCCACCACUGGAUCCGGAAGCAGCAGUACCGGAGGAAGCAGUUCCAGCAGCGGUUCUGUCGCCGAUGCCGGUCUGCGCACUUCACCUGCCGAGACCACCGGUAUCGUGGUCGCUUGCGUGGUGGCCGCCAGCUUUUUGUUUGGUGGUGGCUUGAUGUUCUUGUAA
Messenger RNA from Rhinocladiella mackenziei CBS 650.93, 1569 nucleotides. RefSeq lists its product as uncharacterized. The coding region runs from base 1 to 1569 and encodes 522 amino acids. NCBI's taxonomy places the organism in Eukaryota, Fungi, Ascomycota, Eurotiomycetes, Chaetothyriales, Herpotrichiellaceae. Gene Ontology annotation, molecular function: aspartic-type endopeptidase activity. Gene Ontology annotation, biological process: proteolysis. The record is from RefSeq and is a predicted model, not a curated record. The transcript has a single exon.